AUGUCCGCCAUACCUGUACCACCCCCGCUUCCUUUGCACGAUGAGGACCUUGCUGCGGCCGAGUCCAAAGCUGUCAAUGCUAGGGAACAUGACCUCACCUCGUCUGAGAGAGAUGAAGAUAGCAUCGAUCUAAAGAAAGAAAUCUAUGACACCAGUGCCAUUGACCCCGUUCUGGCGAAGAAGAUGGCAUUGACCAAUAAUGCCAUCGAUGAGAUUGGUAUGACGCCCUGGCAAUGGAAGCUCUUUUGUCUCAAUGGAUUUGGGUACGCGGUGGACUCUUUACUCAUAGUCUGCCAGUCGAUUGCGCAACCAGCCGUGGCCCAAGAAUUUGGAAAUCCGAGCAAGCACAUUGCUGGCGUUGCCCUGGCUUCCCAGAUUGGACUCCUGGUGGGCGCCGCUGUUUGGGGCUUCAGUGCUGAUAUUAUUGGCCGUCGGACAGCAUUCAACAGCAGUCUAUUCAUUUGUGCAGCAUUCGUCCUGAUUGCCGGGGCGAUGCCGAACUACAUAUCUUUCUGUGCUAUGGUUGCCAUUUACUCGGCCGGUGCGGGCGGAAACUACAUCCUCGAUGCGACCAAUCUGAUCGAAUUCCUGCCUGCCAGCCACUACUGGCUCGUCACUUUCAUGGCCGUAUGGUGGGCAGUCGGGUACAUGAUCACCGGGUUCCUCGCCUGGGCAUUCAUGAGCAACUACUCCUGCGCCCCUGACGCCACCGUUGCAGAGUGUACAUGGUCUGCUAACUGGGGUUGGCGCUAUCUCCACUUCACCUGCGGCGCUCUUGUCCUCGUCGCUGCCACGCUUCGUGUCCUGGUAAUUCGCAUGCCCCAAACCCCCAAAUGGCUGAUAUCGCAGAACCGCGACGCCGAAGUCAUCGCCAACCUUGCCACCGUCGCGCAGAAAUAUAAUCGAUCUUUCUCCCUAACGGUGGAAAGGCUGGACAGAAUCGGCCGUGUCCUUCACACCGAGAAGAGCGUUGUCUCCGCCUUGCGUUUACGACAGCAUUUCUCACAGCUCUUCGGCACCAAAAGGCUUGCCUAUUCGACGGUCAUGAUCAUCGCUAAUUGGACCGUCAUUGGCACGGUCAGCCCGCUCUUCUCAGUCUUCCUCCCCUACUACUUGAAAUCCCGAGGAGCAGAUGUCGGGUCCAACAGCAAUUACACGGUCUGGCGCAAUUAUGCACUCAACCAGUUCGCCGGCAUCUUCGGUCCACUCAUUGCCGCUGCUCUUGUCGAGGCGCGCUACUUCGGACGGCGCGGCACGUUGGCUGUUGGCGCAGCCAUCACGACGGCGUUGCAGUUUGGAUAUACUCAGAUUAAGACGCCGGCGCAGAAUGUGGGUGUUUCCUGUGCCAUCUCAGCGGCCAGCAACAUCUACUACGGCACUAUAUAUGCAUAUACGCCCGAGAUCCUACCUGCAGCCCAUAGAGCUACGGGUUAUGCGAUUUGCGUGGUCUUGAACAGGGUGGGUGGUAUCGUCGGUGUCUUGGUUGGAAGUUACGCAAAUGUCGAGACCACCGCGCCUCUGUUCGUCUGUGGUGCGCUGUUCGGUCUGUUGAUUGUGCUGAGUCUGCUGCUCCCUUUUGAGACCCGUGGUAGGAGGACCGUGUGA
This is a messenger RNA of Exophiala xenobiotica, 1605 nucleotides long. RefSeq lists its product as uncharacterized. The transcript has 4 exons. Bases 1 to 1605 code for a protein of 534 amino acids. Gene Ontology annotation, molecular function: transmembrane transporter activity. NCBI's taxonomy places the organism in Eukaryota, Fungi, Ascomycota, Eurotiomycetes, Chaetothyriales, Herpotrichiellaceae. The record is from RefSeq and is a predicted model, not a curated record. Gene Ontology annotation, biological process: transmembrane transport.